Cebus imitator (Panamanian white-faced capuchin) is the source of this 1013-nucleotide messenger RNA. RefSeq names its product chymase 1 (gene CMA1). Gene Ontology annotation, biological process: proteolysis. The record is from RefSeq and is a predicted model, not a curated record. Gene Ontology annotation, molecular function: serine-type endopeptidase activity. The coding region runs from base 107 to 850 and encodes 247 amino acids. Gene Ontology annotation, cellular component: cytoplasm; intracellular membrane-bounded organelle. The transcript has 5 exons. Lineage: Eukaryota; Metazoa; Chordata; Mammalia; Primates; Cebidae.
CAGUUCCUGUGGUUACCAGCCCUGCCCUUCUCUUGCCUGCUGGGAGUCAUAAAACCCAAGACUAGAAAGGAAAACCAGCAUUUGCUCAGGCAGCCUCUCUGGAAAGAUGCCACUUCUUCCUCUCCCCCUGCUACUCUUUCUCCUGUACUCCAGAGCUGAAACUGGGCAGAUCAUCAGGGGCACAGAAUGCAAGCCACAUUCCCGCCCCUACAUGGCCUUCCUAGAAAUUGUCACUUCCAGGGGUCUCCCGAAAGCUUGUGGUGGUUUCCUGAUAAGACGGAACUUUGUGCUGACGGCUGCUCACUGUGCAGGAAGGUCUAUAACAGUCACCCUUGGAGCCCAUAACAUAACAGAGAAAGAAGACACCUGGCAGAUGAUUAAGGUUGUAAAGCAAUUCCGUCAUCCAAAAUAUAACGAGUCUACUUUUCACCACGAUAUCAUGUUACUAAAGUUGAAGGAUAAAGCCAACCUGGCACUGGCCGUGGGGACACUCCCCCUCCCAUCCCAAUUCAACUUUGUCCCACCUGGGAGAAUGUGCCGGGUGGCUGGCUGGGGAAGAACAGGUGUGAUGGAGCCGAUCUCAGACACUCUGCAAGAGGUGAAGCUGAGACUCAUGGAACCCCAGGCCUGCAGCCACUUCAGAGACUUUGACCACAAUCUUCAGCUGUGUGUGGGAAAUCCCAAGAAGACAAAAUCUGCAUUUAAGGGAGACUCCGGGGGCCCUCUUCUGUGUGCUGGGGUGGCCCAGGGCAUUGUAUCCUAUGGACGGGUGGAUGCAAAGCCCCCUGCUGUCUUCACCCGAAUCUCCCAUUACCGGCCCUGGAUCAAUAAGGUCCUGCAGGCAAAUUAACCCUGGAUCCUGAGCCAGCCUUAAACAGAACCUGGAACUGGACCUGAGCAGCAAAGUGUGUGUCACUCAUUCUGGCCUGACCUUGGUCCCUUGGCCACAACCCAGAGCCUCCAGAAGUGUCCUACCGGUCAUAGAACUCUCAAUAAAUCUCAAUAAAGAUCCA